Soboliphyme baturini is the source of this 219-nucleotide messenger RNA. NCBI's taxonomy places the organism in Eukaryota, Metazoa, Nematoda, Enoplea, Dioctophymatida, Soboliphymatidae. The record is from the annotation of a GenBank genome assembly.
AUGGACCAAACUGCCCGCGCGAUGGUACAGACUUUCAAUGCACGUUACGUAUCGCUGCAUGUUCGCGUCAGCAACCGGGCCGCGUUGAAUCUGUACGGAAACACACUUGGAUUUGAAGUGAGCGACAAAGAACCGAAGUACUACGCUGAUGGCGAGGACGCGUUUGCCAUGAAACGCGAUUUGGUAGCUUUUGCGCGACAGGUACAACAAUUUUGCUAG